AUGGACCGGUCUCAUCCAGAGUCCUAUUCCACUGGCGAGAAUUCUGAGCCUGUAGGCCUAGACUGCAACUCCACCAACCCCAACUAUUUCUCCACAAACCAAGGACUGGACUCUCUCUACCAAAAACUGGACCUGGACUCCCUGGCCGAAGACGUUUCCCUGUCUGCUCCAGAUGCCAUGACAGAGACCUCUGCAUCCACAAAUGAAUCCCACCCAGCAUCAGAACCAGAUUUGACGGAGGCUGAACAAAUGGAACUUAAAUCUGAGCUCACUAAAUUGGAGGAAGAGAUCCUAACAUUACACGACGUGCUGGCAGCCAAGGAGAAGAGGUGUGAGGAAUUCCGCAGGAAGUUAGGCUGCAUGGCCUUUGUGGGACUGAGGCAGAAUCUGUCCAAGAGAUGGCAUGUUGUCCAGGCCUCCAACAUCUGCAUGAAGCAGAAGACUUCAACCGCCCUGUCCUCGGUGGGCUCUGCCGUCUGUAGGAAGCUUGAAGACAUGAAGAAGUCGUCCACUUUCAGAUCUCUUAAAGGGCUGAUGGGGACAGUCAAGUCAAAAGUUGCAGGUGGCAGAGAGCUUGGCAGUGGCCUUCUUUCUUCACUGGCGAGUGGCAGUGAUCCACACUCAGUACCGGGGAGUGGAUAUGAAUCCGCUCCAGGGCCUGGAGAUCAACUGCUUUCCGUCCUGAAGCCAGAGUAA
Molecule: messenger RNA, 696 nt
Organism: Onychomys torridus (southern grasshopper mouse)
Lineage: Eukaryota; Metazoa; Chordata; Mammalia; Rodentia; Cricetidae
Gene: Tpd52l3
Product: TPD52 like 3
Exons: 1
Coding region: 1-696 (231 amino acids)
Cellular component (GO): cytoplasm
Source: RefSeq, a predicted model, not a curated record